This is a messenger RNA of Punica granatum (pomegranate), 2010 nucleotides long. Lineage: Eukaryota; Viridiplantae; Streptophyta; Magnoliopsida; Myrtales; Lythraceae. The record is from RefSeq and is a predicted model, not a curated record.
UUGGCUAUUCAAAGAUCCUUUGGCUUCUACGCCCCAUUUAAAGACGAGAAGAAAAGGAAAAUCAACCAAAACUCCAUGAGGAGUCAACUUUGUCCAUCUCCGGAACCCAAUUCGGAGCAGAGCACCAUAUCAAUUAACUGCUUCAUCAAUAGAGGUUGAUAAGGGCUUUCUCGGGCUUUUCACGGGCGGGCGACUUGAUGGGGUCGCUGGCGGAUGGCUCCGACGAGCCGCUUACGCCGGCCGGCCGGCUGUUCCUCCAGAAGGAGACCAACCAAGUGGUUUACUGCGCUUUGGGGAUGAAGCACCCGAUUGAUGUCGAAGCUAUGAAGGCCUCGGUAAAGGGGUCUAUCAUGGGGAAGCACCCGAGGUUUGGCAGCCUAUUGGUCCGUGACCGCCGCGGAGUCGAGCACUGGAGGAGGACCGAGCUUGACAUCGACCGCCAUUUUGUCGUAGUCGAUGAACCGGUUACUGAUUCGGGAGAUGAUGAGGCCGCGGUGAAUGAGUACAUGGCGGAUUUGUCGAUCUCCUCGGGGCUUAGCACUGAUAAGCCCUUGUGGGAAGUCCAUGUCCUCAGGGUCCACUACUGUUUGGUCUUACGGGUUCAUCAUUCGCUGGGAGAUGGGAUAUCGCUGAUGUCGAUGUUCUUGGCCUUGUGUCGGAAGGCCAACGAUCCCGAUUCCCUCCCGACAAUCCCCUCUGCGAAACCAAGACCACGGGACGGUUCGUUUUGGAGCAUGGUUCUGAGAUUCCUGCAGAUGGUAUGGUUCACAAUUGUAUUCGCGUUCGGUAUUAUCCGGAGGAGUACGUGGGCCAGGGACCCAAAGAACCCGAUCAGUGGUGGGGACGGCGUUGAGCUGUGGCCAAGGAAGCUGGCCACGGCGAGGUUUUGGCUCAAGGACAUGAAGUUGGCAAAGGCAGCCGUGCCCGAUGCAACCAUCAAUGAUGUCCUUUUCGGUGUUUUAUCAAGGGGGCUGUCUAAGUACUUGGAUGAGAAAUGUCCUAAUUCGAUGCAAGAAGGGCUCCCUAUCACUGGAGUGGCCAUGGUUAACCUGCGAAAACAGCCCGGCUUGCAAGAAUUCGCCGACAUGAUGACCAAGAACCCAGGACUGAGGUGGGGGAACCGAUUCGGGUUCGUACUCCUCCCGCUCUAUUACCGUAAGAACGACGAUCCACUGGAGCAUUUGAGGAAGGCUAAGAAGAUGUUGGACCAGAGGAAGAACUCCUUGGAGGCGCACUUCUCAUACUGGAUCGGAAAUCUCGUGAUGUCGUGUUUCGGGGCGAAGGCCGCAGGCGUCCUCAACCGAAGGAUCCUUUGCAACACCACGUUUACAAUCUCCAACGUGGUCGGGCCUCAGGAGGAGAUUGCAUAUGCGGGCAAUCCCAUAACCUAUAUUAAGGCGAAUUCUUCUAGCCUACCCCAUGCCCUCACCAUGCACAUGGUGAGCUACGCAGGAUGGGCCGACCUUCAGAUUCUGGUGGCCAAGGACAUAAUUCCCGACCCGGAGUUGCUGGCCAAGUGCUUUGAAGACGCUCUACUCGAGAUGACUGCGACCGCUGCUGCAGCUCUUAAAGAUUAGGGGUUGAACAUGCUUGGUGACUCGAUUUGUAUCAUAACGAACAUACCUGGGUAAACACCUAGCCAAAUUUCAGUCAAGGGAAUAAGGUAUGCACAUCAUAGCGUUUUCCAUUUUUUUUUUCCGCCCGGUUAUUAGACCUGGUAGUUUUCGUUUUUUAUAAUGUCUACAUGUGGUGUAAAAUAUUCAUCAUAAAAGUGUCAUCAUAAUUUUUAUUUUUUUUAAUUGUCCUCAUCAUCAUAGUUGAAUGACAAUUCCUUAGUAGGAAAUUGGGGGGACAAUCUACGCAUAUCGGUACCCUUUGGACUGGGUUGGGCUUAAAAGAUAGAUGUGGGCCAGAAGCUCGGCCCAAUUCAAUCAAAUCCAGUAAAUGCCAUAUGAAUAUGAUGUACGUAUGUAUACCUAUGCUAUUCAAAGGAAGGUCCUUUUCUUGUAA